AUGAGGAGCUAUAAGAGAUCACAGCUGAAAAUGGAGCUUGAAGAGAUCACAGCUGAAAAUAGUAGGAUAGAACAUGAGGUAGCUCUGAUGAGAUCAGGAAUGGAAGGGAUUAAUGACAUCAAUAGACAAAAGUCGGCCGACUCAGCAAAGGAGAAACUACAGAUGGAGCGAGAGGUGAACCACGUCCAGUCGGUCAUGAACGGUCUGGAGCGUCAACGGACGUCGCUGGCCAAUCAGAUGGACACACUCCGUCGCACACAGGCUACAGGUGAAGAUGAAGAGAAUGGGUGGAAUGGUAUCUCAUCUUACGGUUCCAAAGGCAAGGUGGUCCACCGGAAAUCCUCCAGAGAGGCACUUCUCUCAGGUCCAUACGUCGUAACCGACCUUGACACCCUGAAGUCCGUCGACAUCAGUGCCUUACGCAUAGCGCCCUCAACCCCCGAGACGAACAACAACUCCACAUUCGCAGACACGACCCUCGAUGGGUACAGCGAUUCAAAGCAGAGCUUCAACGAUCCUAUGCAGAGUUAUACCGAUACGAAGCAGAGCUUCAGCGAACCUAAUCAGCAGUACUUGGACACCAAGCGAAGUCAGCUGGAUUCGCCGAUGACACAAGCGAUUAGCCCUGGGGUGUAUCCAGCGCAGAAAGGGCAGUAUAACCAAGGUGAUUCUAUCCUAGGAAGUGGGGACCCCUUCGCAAGGUACAAUGACUCUUAUGAUCCUGCUUCGGGAGAGUACUAUCAGGGAAAGGGUGUUCCGGGAGAGGAUAGUCUUGCUGGGAGGGGGGAUCAGGUUGGGUAUGACCAAAGAGAGUUUAGUCAAGACCAGGAUAGGUAUGACUCGGAUAUGGAGAAGUAUCAGGGUCGGGGUUACGAUCCAGAUUUGUCCCAUCGGAGUGACUUUGAUAGGAGCAUUGGUGAUGCUGGCGGUAACGACGUGAACAAUCUUACCAAUGACUCCAAGGUAUUGGAUGGACAAACCCCAUACAACAUCCCAUCAUUUGACGAUGUCAAUGAUCAGUUGUUUGUCAGCCCAGCUAGGGUUGAUGUCAAUGUCUACAGUGGCAAGAGCAACCUUGAGCCGAGGGUUGCAGAGCAAGGUCUCGUCCAGGCGGAAUACAGCAACCCAGUUUACAGUUCACCCAGCUUCUCUAGCACCCCGCCCCAGGGAUCUGCAUCGACAGGGAAGGGAAAAGGGUUCUGGUCGACGAAUCUGGAUACGAAGGAGACGCACCCGUACCCGGAGCCUGGAGAACUGCUGUUUGGGAUGGAGAAGGAGGAAGAGGUGAAGAGGAGCAUGGAGAAACCAGUGAUGGAGCCGUUGCCUCAUCCAUAUGAUAUGGAUGAAAGCUUUGAACAAAAGUCUCCAGAACCAGUGCAGCCGCCACCCUUGAAAUCACCCGAAGCAAACUCUGAUCUCACACCAGUAGGUCUCUUUCACUAUACCUCUCUAUCUCCUAAGAGCUUUGAUGACCAACCCACCAAGAAACAAUCCUCUAAGCAAUCUCUCGACCGUGCCCAAAAUGCCUUGCCCGACUAUGCAACACAACCUCAUGAUGGUUACACGUCCCCUCCGAACACUAUGAGCAACAGUGCCCCACAGGAUAGGAGCUACUUUGCCGAUGUUCCUGCGGGAAACGCUGUCGGGGAUUCCACGAAGGUCGACGGACCUGCUACUCUGCCGUAUACGAGUAAAGAAUGGGAUGAAUAUGCCAGCCAGCCGCAGUGGGAUUAUGGUUUCCAAGACAACCAAGCCCCGCCUUCUGAGUCCUCCUACAGAUCGGAUGACAGCAAACCAAAGGAACGCAAAACAUCGCUGUAUGGACCAACGCCAUUUAGAAAGACAUUCGCUGUCGAUCCUCUUAGCAAGACUAUCCCAGGUUUCUCAUCGGUGAGUGGAGUGACGAGGAGACGGAAACCAGGAAUGGAUGAGGAGAAGAAGAAUAGGAGAAAGUCAGCAUCGGAGCGUUUAUUAAAUUCUGGAAGUCAGCCUCAUUCUGAGCCUCAGCGAGAUGCUUUCUCUGAUACUGAGAUGGAACCGUCACCUGUUAUGGCUAUCAAACCAGGAAAAUCACCAGUGUCACGGCUCAAACGACAAACCAGUGCUUCUCAACGGCUAAUCCGAUCAGCACGAGCAAAGUCAUUGCCCGGAAACAUCAACCUCCCCUCAUCCGAGAAUGGAACAGUCCAGGCCCCACCUUCCAAUCACGAACCUGUCCCCGCCCCAAUCCUCUCCCCCUCCACAUCCCUCCCGCCCCCGUCCCCCACGCGGGAUGAUGUUUUCGUUACCGGUCAGAAGAAAAUCCACACUUUGGACGGGACGAUAAUGUAUAAGCCAUCGUCACCCUGGGAAAAGGCAUUGGCUAAUGAUUUACCCAUGGGUGAACUCCAGAGGGCGCUAAAGACCAAAGACGAAGAGUUGGAAGAGGAGGAGCAACGUAGGAAGUCUAACUAUGUCUACAAGAGCGAUCUGAAGAAUGUUGAAUUUGAUGAGUCGACUGGGGGAGGACUGCUUGGUAUCCCAGCGAAGGUCCAUAUCCCAGAAAGAUACAACCCUGCUGAUGAAGAUAUGAAUGAGAUCGAGACAGAGACGCCAGAAGAAAGGGCUCAGAGGGAACAGAAAGCUAAGAAAAUGGCUAAGAUUCUAUCAUCACAGAGCAUGCAGGAAUGGCAUCCUAGGGAAAUCUUGCCAGAGUGGAGCGGAGGUCAGCCAUCCGUCGACAUGAAGCAACGCGUAGAACGAGAAAAAGAACUCCGCCAAGAAGUACUUGUCAAGCGACGAGCCCUUGCCCACGAAGUAUCCCAACAGACCAAAGUUCUUGCAGAUUGAAUGCCCUUUAUAGGUAUGAAAAAAGGGACUCGGUCUGCACAGAAUUAAUUCAUUUGCACGAUUUUGAACAGAAAACUAAAAAUUGCAUUUCAGAUUCUAAUCAUGUUUCUGUUUUUAUUAUUUUAGAGCCAUUAUAGUUAUUAAAAAGGCAUGUGUUGAAGCUAGUGUAUUUUCUCAGUUUAUAAUUUAAUCUUUGAAAAAUUAUUAUGUUUAUUUAUUAUAGUUCUCAAAUCAUUAAUUCAUUCGUAAGCACAUGACAUUUUUCAAAGUACAUAUAUAUAACUAUUAGAAGAUUCCUUGCAUUCAGAAAAGAAAAAAACAGAUUCGCUCUAUCUAUAGAACAAAAUUAUGAAUUGCUGACCUCUUUUGUUGCCAAUUCUUAUAAAUGUUACAAGUUCUGCACUAUCAUAAUAAUUUAAUUCACUUCAUCAUUUUAUUAUUAAGAUGAAAUAAUCUGAUAUUUAUCUGUAUAUUUCAUACCAAAUAAGUCCUUUUAAUUCUCAUUACAUAUGUGUAAAUCCAUAAAUUUUUAACAGCAUUUUAUGAAUUAUGGAAAGGUAAAUGCCAUUUUAACAUCAUUAAUAGUAAACUUCAUGUGGAAAAUUUAAAUUGUAUAUCCUAUCCUUUAAAUUUUGCACAACGCAUCUAAACAUUUCAUAAUGCCCUUAGACUCUUCCAUAAACUAUUCGUCCUAUUUUUUUAAACUAUUGGAACUAUAUUCCUGUAAAAUUUUCCCCAUCCUAAAAGAUAUAUUGGAUUUUACAAAAUCAUUUUUAUUUUAACAUAUGAUUAGGAAUAUUUUCUUCCUUAUGCUACUUUUGAAAUAUAUCCCUACUGUAUUUUUCAUCUAAUUAUGAAUUCAAAUUAUCUUAUUCAAUCUGACUUUUCUUUAUUAUUUCAUUGCUGAUAUUAAAGAAUGCAUCCUUUCCUGAAUUUGUUUUUCAUAAAAAAAAAUCAUAACUUUAUUAUGCUCUCAGAAUUUAUUUUGUUAACAUUUUGUUGGAAUGAAUUAAUCAUUUUAUUUAUUUGGACUCUUAACCAGAUCUAAAUUUGUUGUAUUCAUAAUGGAAUGUACAACCAUUUUUCAGAACCAUAAAUCUCUAACAAUUACAUUGACUUAAUAAGCCCAAAGUCACAAAAGAUUUUUAAACCAUGGACAAAGGCUGUAGUGUGCAUCCUGAGAAAGGUUUAUGAUAAACCUGCACUUUUGGCAGAGAGCAAUAAAUUCAUGCUUUUUACUAUAGUUUUAGGCCAUGGUUUAUGAAAAUUAAUUUGUGAAAUUUGACCAAUUAGUUCGUGUAGAAACUCAUAAAAAUUAUUGUUAUUUGAAAGAACCAAUUACCAAAAAAGAAAAAAAAUUAGUUUGCAAAAAUGUAUUGUUCAAACAGAUCAAAAGAUCUUAAAAAGACCCCAUAUUAGUGAUGCCUAGUUAGGUUAAAAGAGCUAUGCAACAUAAUUUUGCAUGAAAUAAACAAGGAUUAUUUUGUAGAACGAUGGAUUAGUGAGAAAUUUGAUCAUUUGUACCAAAAUAACCUGGAUACUUCUUGAGGCAGUUGAAUAUUUUUACAGGUGGAGGAAGAUGUGUUGUUUCGUUGAGUCUUUAAUUUCGCUGUUCUUACUUUUCUAACCAACUGUUUCAUGAUUUCAUCUGCACAGUUUACAUUUACUUGUUUAUUAAAUUAUGCUCUCAUUUUUAUGGCGUUUUGAAGUUGGUGGACUAACAUUGUUUAUUUUUCUCCUCUUUAUUGUUCAAAAUUUGUUGAAACAAUCGUCUUCAUCGUGGCUGUGCUGCCUUUGAAUGGACGCUCAGCCCAAAUGAACGCCGUAGCAUAGACACAACUCACGCACACCAUGCCAGGAGAGCUAAACACAUCCAUUUAAACAACCCUUCCUACCUUCCCCCCUUGGUGUCGGAUGCUAACCAAAAUGUCAUCAGCAAG
Lytechinus variegatus (green sea urchin) is the source of this 4769-nucleotide messenger RNA. RefSeq lists its product as uncharacterized. The record is from RefSeq and is a predicted model, not a curated record. The transcript is spliced from 13 exons. NCBI's taxonomy places the organism in Eukaryota, Metazoa, Echinodermata, Echinoidea, Temnopleuroida, Toxopneustidae. Bases 1 to 2829 code for a protein of 942 amino acids.